Megachile rotundata (alfalfa leafcutting bee) is the source of this 2670-nucleotide messenger RNA. RefSeq names its product protein brambleberry. The record is from RefSeq and is a predicted model, not a curated record. Lineage: Eukaryota; Metazoa; Arthropoda; Insecta; Hymenoptera; Megachilidae.
ACAGCGCUCUGUGUUCGUUACAAACUGCAACUGAGAAUAAAAUAAAUAUACUUGUCACCGAGUCUCACCUGUAGAGCAGUUAUUUUCGUCUGACAUGUAAUAAUACUAUGCCGUUUUUAACGACACGAAUAAAGUAGUUAAUUAUUCAGAUGAUAAAUUGUUUAUCGUUGCUUUCUAGUGAAAGUGAUCUUUGAGUGCAGGUUACUCUUCAAAAAAAGUUGCAUGCUCGUAAGAUUACGGAAGUAAAAGUUAUUUAUUCUUUGGCGACACAUUGCAAAACUAAUUUUGCUGAAUAAUUUCCAUGUGGUUCAGUUAAAGUAAGAUUUACUAACUGAAACUAUUAAGAGGGUCUUUCCUGUAUUUUUAGAAAUUCUGCUACAAAAUGAAGCAUAUAUGUAUAUCAGCGCUUCUUGUUAUGAUGCUAACUUGUCAAAAUGGGAGAGCUUCGGUAUUAGAAUGGUUUUGGAAAAAGGAUACAGAUGAUACCACAGUUUUAGUGGCUGAUGGAGUACCACUGAUCUCUAUUCCAUAUGAAUCUAUGACUGAAGAUGAAAAAUUUCUUCAAGAAGCGUCAAAAUUUACAGAAAUUCAAACAUCAUCACCAUUGGAAACUUGUCAACAUAAAGUUAUCAUGAAAAUUAAAACUUCUUGUACUGCAAUGACAGAAGAAGAGCUGGCCAAACUAAGCGUUAAUCUUUUGAAUUGUCAAUCUGCAGUGGAAGGCAGAAAAAUGUUUCCUUGCACUGAAGAAAUGUCAUUGAAACAAUGUACUACAGAUAUGGAUGCAGAUAUGUGGAAUGCAUAUCAUUUAAUGAGCAACAGAGCUAGGGCAGUUUGUUAUGCAGCUCGUAGUACACAGUUUCGUGCUCUGACAGAGUUGACUGUGAAUAAGUUAAUGCAAACUGCACAUACCCAGAUUAAAACAUUAAGCUCAUUGAAGGAAGGUCAAGAUCGUUUGGAAGAACAAACAGUGGAAGCAUUAUCUUCUUUAUCUGAAGGUAACAAAGCAUUGUUAGAACAGCAACAGCACCUAAGGGAUGCACAAGCAUCAGCUCAUAAUCUUGUAAGCACAAAUUUGAGAGAAUUGAGCAGUGAAAGAGCAUUGAUUCGAUCAGGGCAUGCACAACUUGCUGCAAUGACAGAAGAUCUCAGAAACAAACUAGAACAAGCAAAUAGAAAUCUUGAACAACAAGCCAUCGAACGUGGUGAAAAUCAUAGAGAAAUACUUGAAGAUUUGAUGAGCAUUCAAGAACAAGCACAAGUAAUUUGGGACAAACUAGAAUCUAGUACCAACCGAAUUUUCACACAACAUGAAGAAGCACUUUUACAGUAUGAACAAACGUUACAGAAGUUAGCUCAGAUUAAUGAAACUAUUCAGUAUGUUUGGAACAUAACAAACACUAUGCGUGCAGAAGUGGAUGAGAAACUUAACUGGUUAACAAACUACAUAGGCGACACUGGAGAUCAAAUGCACAGGAUGUAUCGUGCAGGGUUGCAUAUUGUGUAUUUAUUGCUUGCUAUGGUGACUGCUUCGUUUCUCCACGCACCUCUGCUCACUAGAAUCACGAUUAUGGGACUUGUCCCAUUAAAUCUACUAUCAUAUCUAAAACAUGGAAUGGAUGCUUGCUUGGAUUUUACUUCAUUGACGGCUCUGAUAUUUUUGAUUACAACAAUGCAUUUUGUGAUGAUCGGAAUUCAGCGCUUAUGCGGACUAAGGUCAAGAAAUAUACGACCAGAACCAGUUCAAGUUAUGAAUACAAAUGGUCAUAUGAACGGAACUUCUCACAGUUAUGUUUCAUCUUCGUAUAGUAAUCUUGCAACAUCGCGAGAUCCCUCAGUCUCUUUAUACGCAAAACUGAAGAACAGUAUACGACAAUUUUAUAACUUUGUCCGAUAUGAAAUAAAUUUAGGCAUUCAGAAAUGUAGUUCCUUGAUGCAGUCAAUAGCUUCAUGGAGCAAGCAAAGUUUAACGCAGCGCGAAGAGCUUUCCUGCUCGUACAUACCUUCAAGAAGGAACCGUGAAGAUCUUGUUCAUAGUUAUGAGCGAGAGUUCCCUAGCAUGUCCGAAGACGUCACUGAUUUUGAAAACUCUAAUAUAAUAAAUGGAAGAAACGAAAGUAUCGACGAUCUUGACAAAUUAACCGAUGCACACGAGUUAAGAUUACGCUUGAAGAGAAGAACUACUAGAUCUCCUCGUUCUCAUGCUCGUUCACCUACCAGAAGUGUCACCUCAUCAUCGGACACGCCGUCUCGCAUUCUGUGCAAUGCAAUAACAAAAACUGGAAGCAGGUGUCGUAUAGCAGCAAUGAAUGAUCACAUUUAUUGCUACAGACAUGUAGAUGGGUCCUCGUUGUUAGGUGACUAAAAUAUUUUUUAAGACGUUACUUCUAUAAACUGUAAAUUAAUAAAAGGUAGUUUGUAGUUUGAUGUAGAACAGACAAGUGGGAUAGAUAGUGUAGAUUAUAUUUAUUCACUAUCGUUUUAAUUACAAUUUUAACGAUAGUCGUAUUUAGAUGUUAUAGUUAGAUCUAUUAUUCGAUUUGGUGCCACAAUCGAAUAUUAUUUUGGAUUUGUUUUUAAUGAUAACACUGUGCCUUUGACGAGUUGCCUUGAAUUAUUAAGACUUAGAUAGUAAAUCAAAAUUAUAAAAAAGAAAAUUACGUUGUAUAU